UAGACGUAGACGUAAUUUGUUUUUUAUAUUACACUAAGAACAAAAGCAAUGUAGGAGAGUGGCUUUUUUUUAACUGACACCCCGAGAUUUUCAACCCCUCCGGCGCAACCUUCUAGGUAUAGAAAUUUUGCUCCAGUCCAGAGUAUAGGCAUGGUAUAAUAUUACAGAGUAUAUAAAAAAAGAGGGAAAUUGUUAAGUUAUGAAAUCAUCAAGUAUACCAAAGAUCUUAGAAGGAUGAGCUACGAGAUACUCCCAGAAUCCGUGAACGAUAUCCUGGAUGAGGUGGAGACGAAUCUUUGUCUGCCAAUAAUACUUUUCAUUCUGAUCUGCACCAUUCACGUGGCCCUGAUCCAGUUUAUGCAGAUAGGAAGUGCAGUGAAUUGUUAUCUGGAGAGGAGAGCGUCGAGAUCAGAAGCAAACGACCAAGUGGACGACGAUAACAACGAGUCUUUUUUCCAAAAGAUCAAAGGAAUGAUAUGCAGAAUGAAUUCAAAGGAUCACAAUGAUACCGACGACUGCAAAAAUUGUCCUCGUUAUUCAAACACAAGCAGAGAAACUCCAGAAGACGAAUGGGACUGCUGUGCCGAUUCCUACGAAAGCCAGUACGACGAUCGCCACGUUCGUUGAUCCUGAUUCAACCUAGUGAUCUUAACGUUUCAAGUCGUUGUUAUAUGUAUGUCACCGAAACUUCUAUUGUAACUAAAUUAAAACUCUAUGGGGAUCCGGCCACUUUUCAAGGUAUGAUAAGUUUAUAUAAAUUAAAACAAGAAAUGAAAAUCUCAUUAU
Cephus cinctus (wheat stem sawfly) is the source of this 786-nucleotide messenger RNA. RefSeq lists its product as uncharacterized. The record is from RefSeq and is a predicted model, not a curated record. The coding region runs from base 235 to 627 and encodes 130 amino acids. NCBI's taxonomy places the organism in Eukaryota, Metazoa, Arthropoda, Insecta, Hymenoptera, Cephidae. The transcript has 3 exons.